CGGAGAUCUGCGAUAUUAUUUAAAAAGCCCUGCAGCUCCUCCUUCCUCUCCCCCGCUCUCUCUGUUUGAGUUUUCUAUCUCGUCCAUUCUCUUAUACAUUUGAUGCGUGCCUUUUUUUUUACUUACAAGUAUCCCUGUCUAUAUGCAAGGUUGGAUAGCGGUCUCCUGAGGGAUAGGUUCCAGGAACACGUCUUGUUGCGACCAUGGGUCUCUUGAAUCUCAAAUCGGAUACCGAGAAAACGGGUUCUUCUGAAGAAAGCCAUGAUGUUUCUGCUGGCCAGUAUACGGAGGAUAACGAGAAUGUCGAGGAGGCGCAGGGUCAUGCCCUGAAGAAGGAUCUUCAAGGCCGCCAUAUGCAGAUGAUUGCCAUCGGAGGAGCUAUUGGCGCCGGUCUGUUCGUCGGCUCAGGCAGUGCAUUGUCUUCAGGUGGCCCGGGAUCCGUGUUGGUUGGAUACCUCAUUGUCAGUGUCUUGAUUUUCACAACCGUUCUAUCUCUGGGAGAGCUGGCUAUCAUGUAUCCUGUGAAUGGUGCCUUCUUCGAAUACAGUGUCCGGUUCAUUGACCCUUCAUGGGGUUUUGCAAUGGGAUGGAUCUACACUAUCAGUUGGCUGAUUACACUUCCCUACGAGUUGAGUGCCUCAGCGUUGACUAUUGGCUUUUGGCAUACUACGGUGAAUAUCGGCGUGUUUAUUACUGUGUUCUUGGUUGUCUUAAUAGGCAUUCAAUUCUUUGGGGUUCGGGGAUAUGGAGAAGUGGAGUUCUUGCUUGCGGUGAUUAAGAUCCUUGCGUGCAUCGGGUUGAUUAUACUCGGUAUCAUCAUCAACUGCGGAGGUGUACCAACUGACAACCGAGGGUAUAUUGGGGGGAGGUACUGGAGGGAUCCAGGAGCCUUUCGACAUGGCUUCAAGGGAUUCUGCGCUGUUUUUGUGAAUGCGAUCUUCUCAUUCAAUGGUACGGAAAUGGUCGGUCUCGCAGCUGCAGAGGCUGCCGACCCUCGUAAAUCACUCCCGAAAGCCGUCAAGCAGGUAUUUUGGCGUAUCACCAUCUUCUACAUCGUCAAUCUCCUCAUCGUCGGUUUGAACAUUCCGAGCGACGACUCACGACUUUUGAAUGCCUCCAACGUAAACGUCUCGGCCAGUCCCUUCGUCCUUGCGAUCCAAGAAGCCGGCAUCCCAGCACUCCCAUCCAUUAUCAACGCAGUCGUCCUCAUCUCCGUCAUCAGCGUUGCCAAUUCAUCCGCGUACGGAUCCACGCGCACUCUACAGGCCCUGGCCCUAACGGGUCGCGCGCCCCGUUUCUUUGCAUACGUAGACAAAAAGGGUCGUCCAAUCGCCGCGGUCAUCCUCCAGGUCCUCUUCGGAUUUCUGGCAUACAUCAACUGCGAUGAGUCCUCGGGAGACAAGGUAUUUACCUGGCUCAUGGCCCUGGGCACCUUAUCCUCCAUCUUCGUCUUCACCUCCGUCAAUGUGGCUCAUUUCCGCUUCCGUCGCGCAAUGAAGCUCCAGGGCCGCAGCUUCUCUGAAAUCCCCUGGAAGUCACCCGUAGGCACCAUUGGUAGCUUUAUCGGUUCUUUCCUGGGCUGUUUGUGUCUGGUCGCUGUGUUCUAUUCUGCUUUAUAUCAACCACGCGGCGUCCCCCCCGACGCGGAAACAUUCUUCGAAAACUACCUCUCCGCACCGAUCGUCAUCGCCCUCUUCGUCGGCUGGAAAAUCUACAAGCGUGAAUGGUCCCUUGGCGUUAAUCUGCGCGAGGUGGAUCUCGACUAUGGCCGGCGGUAUACAGGCACGGAACAUCUUGAGGAGACUUCGGAGCCGCAUCGUCCUAUUUGGAAGAGGGUGUUGAAUAUGGUGUUUUAGUGGGGUGUGGGUGUCCAUUCAAUAGUUUGCAGAUUAUAUCUCUCUCGUGAGUUUGUUUUGUAUCAGAGCAAUGUAGGAGUAUGCAUAUAGCUUGGAAUUUCUAGAUCCCUCGAUCACAACCCGGUUCCUG
Messenger RNA from Monascus purpureus, 1986 nucleotides. Lineage: Eukaryota; Fungi; Ascomycota; Eurotiomycetes; Eurotiales; Aspergillaceae. The record is from the annotation of a GenBank genome assembly.